AGCCACGUGUAAAGCUCACGUUGAUUGGUCACGGAGUUGUGUUCUACCUACUGGUGGGUGGUGGUGGACUGUCUGCGAUUCCCAAUCUACAGUCAGACCACAUAGUUCCACCCAAUCUCCAAUCUACCCUCUGUUCUCUCCGAUGGCCUCGCCGGACGCUCACAAGGCUUCAAUCAUCGACGGCAAAGCCAUCGCUCAGGCGAUCCGGUCGGAAAUCGCCGAAGAAGUCCGCCAUCUCUCCGAGAAGUACGGCAAGGUUCCGGGGCUGGCGGUGGUCAUCGUCGGCAACCGGAAGGAUUCGCAGAGCUACGUGAGUAUGAAGAGAAAGGCGUGUGCCGAAGUUGGUAUUAAGUCUUUUGAUGUUGACCUGCCGGAGCAAGUAUUGGAGUCUGAAUUGAUCGGCAAGGUCCAUGAGUUAAAUGCUCUUCCUGAUGUACACGGUAUACUGGUUCAGCUUCCAUUGCCUAAGCAUAUAAAUGAAGAGAAAGUAUUAAGUGAAAUUAGCCUUGAGAAGGAUGUUGAUGGUUUUCAUCCUCUGAACAUUGGCAAGCUUGCCAUGAAAGGGAGAGAACCUCUGUUCCUUCCUUGCACUCCUAAGGGUUGUCUUGAACUUCUAUCCAGGAGUGGUAUAAGUGUAAAGGGUAAGAAGGCAGUUGUUGUGGGUCGAAGUAAUAUAGUUGGAUUGCCGGUUGCACUACUACUUCUGAAAGCUGAUGCCACUGUUACUGUUGUUCAUUCACAUACUCAAGAUCCAGAGAGUAUCAUUCGAGAUGCAGACAUUGUUAUUGCUGCAGCAGGACAAGCAAUGAUGAUUAAGGGCAGCUGGAUCAAACCUGGUGCUGCUGUUAUUGAUGUGGGGACAAAUGCUGUUAAUGAUCCAAGCAAAAAGUCAGGUUAUAGGCUUGUAGGAGAUGUUGAUUUCCAGGAAGCAUGUAAGGUAGCUGGAUGGGUGACUCCUGUUCCGGGAGGUGUGGGUCCAAUGACCGUGGCAAUGCUGCUCAAGAAUACAUUGGAUGGUGCAAAGCGUGUGAUUGAACAGUAAACACCUUCACUGUUCAGUUCCUAUUAGGACAUUUUGUCCACUGUGCAAUUGAUAAAAUUUUCCCUCUAGUAAUGCUAUUUGGAAGCACAUGAAACUAUAAUCUAAUAAUAAUAAAGCAGUUUAACAUUGAAAUUUUA
Vitis riparia (riverbank grape) is the source of this 1179-nucleotide messenger RNA. Its product is annotated as bifunctional protein FolD 2. Gene Ontology annotation, molecular function: methenyltetrahydrofolate cyclohydrolase activity; methylenetetrahydrofolate dehydrogenase (NADP+) activity. NCBI's taxonomy places the organism in Eukaryota, Viridiplantae, Streptophyta, Magnoliopsida, Vitales, Vitaceae. The transcript is spliced from 5 exons. Gene Ontology annotation, biological process: tetrahydrofolate interconversion. The coding region runs from base 143 to 1042 and encodes 299 amino acids. The record is from RefSeq and is a predicted model, not a curated record. Gene Ontology annotation, cellular component: cytosol.